CCCCGGCUCCCUAAUCCUCUCUUUCCGUCGACUCGCUUCCGUUACUUCGCUGUAUCUAUUCCAUUUGUUUCAGAUCCUUUCACCGGUCGUUCCUUCGCUCGUUGAACCUGGACACGAGUCCCCUAAUCCUCGUACCAACAUACCCUAGACGGGCCACUUGGCGAUCAGCCCGCGAUUGACGGCAUUGAUUCGCGAUAUCCCUGAAACCCACCACUUCGUACCCACCAUGGCGAACCGCCAGAUCACUCGGCGCAUUCUCAUCAGCGCCGCCAUCUCCAUUUUCCUGCUAUUCGUUUUCUUUAUCCGACCUGAAGGACCCCCUAGUCCCGCGAUCCGUGCCCCCGGUCACCUGGAGAAGUCUGCGCAGGCCGUGGUCUCUAAAGAUGAUCUCACCAAGGGGGAGAUUGUAAUGCCCCGGCUGGGGAAUGCAACCGCAAAAGCGGAAUUAGGUCGUGCAACGUGGAAGUACUUCCACACCAUGCUUGCCCGGUACCCCGAAGACCCGACGGAGGAGCAGCAGGAAACUCUUCGCUCCUUCAUCUACCUUUUCGCGCGACUUUACCCUUGUGGAGAGUGCGCCUCUCACUUCCAGGGCCAUCUGAAAUCGUACCCGCCGCAGGUUUCGUCACGCAACGCAGCUGCAGGAUGGGGCUGCUUCAUUCACAACGAGGUUAACACCAUGCUUGAUAAGCCUAUUUUCGACUGUAAUAACAUUGGUGACUUUUACGACUGCGGUUGUGCCGAGGAUGAGGAAGGCGAAGACGGCGAAACCACCAAGGGCAAGAAGGGUCAGACGACUCGGGAUGAGAUUGAUAGCGAUGAUGCAAUCUCUCCCGUCGAGAUAUCCAGGGAACCCACCACGCGGGGUUAACAGAACCAUCGAGCUUCAGGUUCCCAUGCACCAGUUGCAUUGGUCCAGUACAUUCGUCCCCGUACUUUUGCUUUAUACUUCACCAGCGCAGGAUCGCUGAGUGCAUG
This is a messenger RNA of Aspergillus ibericus CBS 121593, 978 nucleotides long. Its product is annotated as flavin-linked sulfhydryl oxidase ERV2. Gene Ontology annotation, cellular component: mitochondrion. The transcript is spliced from 4 exons. Gene Ontology annotation, molecular function: flavin-dependent sulfhydryl oxidase activity; flavin adenine dinucleotide binding. NCBI's taxonomy places the organism in Eukaryota, Fungi, Ascomycota, Eurotiomycetes, Eurotiales, Aspergillaceae. Bases 227 to 871 code for a protein of 214 amino acids. The record is from RefSeq and is a predicted model, not a curated record.